This is a messenger RNA of Topomyia yanbarensis, 7298 nucleotides long. RefSeq lists its product as uncharacterized. Bases 377 to 3397 code for a protein of 1006 amino acids. Gene Ontology annotation, cellular component: plasma membrane. Lineage: Eukaryota; Metazoa; Arthropoda; Insecta; Diptera; Culicidae. The transcript has 4 exons. The record is from RefSeq and is a predicted model, not a curated record.
UGUUCUCGCAUUCCUUUCAGAGCCCGGCAUCAAACACAACUGGAAAAACUGCAAACCCUAGGUCGAGAUACCCAGAAAGAAAAACCACCCGUUAUUAAAUGCAUAAAUUUCAUCCGGACUAUCGAACUCGGUGCGGUCAAAUACCACCCUUACCCCCGGUGUGCACCUGUUUCUACCGGAGUGAUAACAGCGCCAAGAGGCUCGGAAAGCCAACGCAAUUUAAUAGUGCAAUGCAGUGUACCCUCGGAUUACCCACACAGUUCAGUAGAGUUCAGUAAAUCAGAGUCCGAAAAGUGAUCCCCUGGGAGUAACGAAAGGAACGAAGAUAGCCAGUGUCCAUGUGUUUGUGAUUUGUGUGUUCGUGUGUGUGGUUUCUAUGUUUGCUAUCCAAAUCAAAUCAAUAUUGGCGAUGUGCUCCAAACCUAACCCGAGCAGCAGGAGUAGCAACAGCAAUGUCCUGAUAGUUGGUGCUCUGUUUUUAAUAAUUGUAGAAAUAAAUCAAACAGAUUGCAAUUUCAUACUUCCUCAUGUGGGAACCGGUGGGAGCAGCGCUGCCGCUGCAUCACCGUCAGCCUCGGCAGGACUGGUCACUAUCAACACCCAGCUGCUCACCAGUGAUAAUGUCGGUAGCAGCAGCAGCAGCAAUGAAAGGGUCCUUCUCACCAACGAGGAAACAACCAACGGGUAUACGACGUCUUCGGGCGGGACGAGCACUGCCAGCAGCAGCUUGCCGGCCGGGAACGUAGCUUCCCCGGUCAAUGCCAGCACCCCGAACGGGUUCGAGGGACAGAUACCGUUGGAACGAUUGCCAUCCAAUACAUUGCUCAAGUAUACUGCCUACAAGGACGUUUCGAUUCUACAUUUCCGCAUACCGACCGAUACCCGUACUGCCUUCUUUAGUUUUAAGGCAUACGAGGAAUCUAAAAGUGCCUUCCAACGUGUGUGUCAACCGAACGACAUUACGUUGCACCUGAAAGCUGGCAGCUAUCCAGUGAUUAGUCCGGAGAAUAUUACCUUCCCGAAGCAUUUCCUCCGCGUCGAUGAGAGAUUCGAGAUACACAAUUUACAAUUUAAAUCCGACAGCAUAACACGCCGCCUGAGCAUAGAUGGGCCACAUCCGGGCAAUUGGUUCGCCGUGGCCUUCAUCAGCUGGACCGACCCGAACAAUGAACGGAUCGAGCAGCAAGGUUUGGCCCCAUCCUGCGAGACACUGCUGAUGUCAGAAAUGGCCGUGGCAAGCAUCACGCCAACCAUUCUGAACGCUCAAAACUCUCACCGCGACACACUCGGUACCAACCAGACCGAACCGAGAAGCUACAAGUUCUUCGUCCCCGGUGAUAUAACAGUCGUCACCUGGCGCUUGCAGAUUACCAAAGCUUGUAACGAUUGCAACGAUGUCAGCUUUUUCGUCCAGGCACAUUCACCGCCAACGCACAAGGACUACCUGGAAAAUGCGAUCUUCUGUCCCAAUCAAACGGGAACUGUCAGUAUCGAUUUUUAUCCACAGGAAAGUACCUGGCACUAUGUCGAUUUAGAUUUCCUAACUGGCGACGAGGGGCAUUCGAAUCGGUCCUCGGUCAAUGGCAGUAGUCGCAACGAUGCAAAUUUGAUGGAAUUGGAAUACGUGAUAGAAAUGGAUUUCAACUUGGUCGAGGAUGAAGAGCGUUCCAACAUGCCAACAACGGAACCGAUCAAGUCGACCAUCGAGAAAACUAAUCUGCGUCGAUCGUUCGAUCAGUACCCGCUGCUUCGUCAAACGUACCGCGAAUUCUUCAUGUUCGAUUACGAUCUGCUACCGGAUAUCAACGGAACCGUCCCGCUGACGUUGAAUCUCAGCGCGGACACUCCGGCGUUGAUGAAAUUCGACGUCAACGAUGUCUACGACAUCGGAGGAACGCUAAGCUUUGCGGUUGCCAUGCGUCAGGAUAUGAAGAGCGCACUGAUCGAUGCUCAUCAGGCCAAUAGCAAUGACCACGUCGGGGUGGUUGCCGAGAAGCUGAUCGAUGUGCAGGAGGAUUUUGUAGAGGAAACCACUACCACCACAACGACGACGAGUACAACCGCAACGCCGGCUUUGGGUGCUGGCAAAGAGUCUGCCAAUCGGACCAAUCAAACGGUGAUCGUUUGUAUGCGCCUGGGAGAGCCUGGAGUGCCGACCUGGCCAGACAAGUGCACCUACGCGAGGCAUACCUUUCCGGCGGCCGUUAUUAUCAACAAUACCGACUCGGAUGCCAGCACCGGUUUGGUUCACAUUCCGUUUCCGGAACCGGGCAGAUGGUUCGUGACGAUGGGAUUAUUCUGUCAAAGCGCUGAAACGGCAGCUAGGGUGACCAUCAUCGAUAGUGUGAAGGAGUUUAUUAGGAAAUAUCGGGACGUUCUGCUGGAUAUGAGGCAACCGUGCUCUUGCGCGGAGUCGUCCAAGUUCUACCAGAAAUGUUUAGAAGAGGAUGCGUGUUUGGUUAGUCUGAAUGAGACGGAAACGCUCAAGAUCAAGGAGUGCAUCAUGGACGCUAAGUGUACAGAACAUUCGGAUGAAAUGGCGAGAAAGUUUGAGGUUCAUCACAAGUUUGCUACGGAGCAAAGUGUGGCCGGCGAUGGUGCUUGUAAUGGUAGUGUAGUGUUCACGAUAUCAUCCAGUCCUUGUGUAGCGGGUAGAUGUGGCCGUUUUGGUCGCUGCUAUCACUACAUGUCGGGAGGAUUCGUUUUCUCGACGUGCUUGUGUUUGCGGAAUUAUCGCGGCUGGGAUUGUACAGAAGAUUCGCAGGUUCCAUCCAGCGCAUCGAUUCUGCUUGCUUCACUGAUGCUGACCUUGUCUAAUCUACUGUUUCUACCGAGCAUUUUCUUUGCGAUUAAACGUGGAUACUACACUGAAUCUAUUAUUUACUUCUUUGCGAUGUUCUUUUCGACGUUUUACCAUGCCUGUGACUCGGGUGAGGAAGAGUUCAGUUUCUGUCUGGUGAAGAUCGGUGUCCUGCAGUUCUGUGAUUUUUACUGUGGUCUACUAGCCAUCUGGGUUACGCUGAUAGCAAUGUCCAACGUGAGAACUCAGUUCGUCUCACUGUUGCACAUGCUGGGUGCAAUUCUGUUGGCCUUUGGUACUGAACUGAACAAGCAGUCCUUGUGGGUGUUCCUAGCUCCGGCUCUGACGGGAGUCUGUCUGAUCUCCGUUAGUUGGGGCCUGCGUUGCCGUAAGACGAAAAAGUGUUUCCCGUCCCGAGGGUACCUAGCCUUCUUCCUACCCGUGGGCAGUGUCCUCGUCAUGAUCGGUCUCAUUUGCUAUGCAUUUCUGCAAACCAAACAAAACUACCAUAUUGUCCAUUCGAUCUGGCACAUGGUAAUGGCACUGAGUAUCCUUUGCUUGCUCCCGAAUCGGAAUACGUUUCAACCAAAAUGCUAGCAUACGGUUAUGAUCUACCUGCUGAACUCCUCCUCGCAAUCGUCCAACUCGAUGUCAACGGCGACGACGUCGGGAACGACGGCCGCGGCAGCACCGGCUACGACACCGAGUGAGGACAUCUGCGUCAGUGCAGAACCUCGCCGGGGAGAUAUAUUUUGUAUAACUACGGCGGUGCAGACAACUACUGCUACUACUACUACUAAUAAUGAUAAUACUACUACUGCGACUACUAAUACCACAAAUCACACCUCGCAUCAACGGAGAGGAUCCGUCGCGACGUCCGUUACGGAAAUCACUCCGUCGGUGUCGCUUGUAAAUAAUCUAACCGAGACGACGCAAAUCAGUGCCAGCAACAGUAUGAUACUGUCGUCCACGUAUUCGUCGCUGGCGUCCGCUGCGACAACGGCGAACGAUGUUGGUCGAUAGGCUUUCUUCGGGUAUGUAACGGUCCGACAAGAAUAGCUCCAUGGAGGGGAAGGGGCGUAGGUUCCUAACAUUAACUAAGAAGUUUUAAAAGUGAAACAACUAGUAAUUCGUUUAACUGUAUUUUAUUGCACAACAAAUUGACUAGGGAGAACAAGUGUAAACUCGAGCAAUAGAGUGUGGGAACGUCGAUGAAGGGCUUCGUUCUACGUAGGGUGUUGCUAUGGCUUAUGGCGAUUUCGCUUGAACCCGAAACUGAGUCAGGUUCUAACCCCAACCGCUGUCAGUUCAUACAUUUUGACAGCAGUUGGGGUUAGAAACUGACUCAGUUUCGCUUCAAACAAAAACCACAUUAGAAAUCGUCUUCGGUUAAUACUGUUUAUGGCUGUUUAUUGCUGGCCUCUCUGGGUAAGGAGUUUUCUAACGUUUUAAUAAUCCGAACAGGGCGCAGUAUCAAAACUACUAGAACCUGAACUAUACGUUUGUACUAACCAGAGCCUACUACGUUACGCAAGGCCAUUACAAACAUUUUUUGAGCGAUGUUAACCUAUCGGUACAAAUACAAGAAACAUGACUACACAGCCGGCUAGUUUGUGUCGGUAACUCGUUUCUCCACUAUCUCUGGAGCUCAGACAGAAUUGGUAUAUCUGAUCUACUCUCGACAAAGCAAAAAAAAACGAAUCUUGGACUGACACAUACUCCGUUGUUUCCUCGUUAUCUGCACAUACUGGGCAGAAGGUCUCUGACCAUGACUAGCCAGGAACUGCGUCAGUAGAAGGUUAUUUCUCCAUACUUCCUGUUUACCUAGAUCUAGAAAACCGGUACGAAUCUGUGUGUUCAUGUGCCAUUAUCCGACGGCCUUCCGUUUAUACCGCUCGCUAUCCUCCGCUAGAAUAUCAGGAUCAUUCCAGAGAUAACACGAACUGCCUUUGAUGAAAUGGUUCUGCGCGUACUCACGACUCGCUUCUCCUAGAGCCCAAAUGUGCUGCUCGGCUUCACUCGAUUCCGCUGUAUCUCCAGCGCUGCAACCCAAACAGCCACCACCAAAUCUCAGCAUAGGGGAUGAUUUUCUCCGCAGAAGGCGCGUCUGCUUGUCGUCCUUCGGUAUGAUUGUAGCCAAAGGAUUGAUGGCGACAUGGGCGUCGAAGUUCAGUUGAUCGUCGAUCAUCACAACCCACGUCGAGACUAUGACGUAGUCCCUGACAGCACUUUACAGUAAAGACUACGUGGUCUAUCUGUAGCUUCGCUCUAUGCAUCCAUUUUACAUCCAUGUCAAUCGCCUUCAUCGCCAAUAUUUCCACCUAUUCCACCAUGUGGGACUCCUGCCACAAUACCAACCAAUUUCUGUCCCCUGUUCGUCUUGUAUAUUCGACUCCGAUUCUGGAUACAACACCCCAACAUUCUACCCGGGUCACUAGGGAUCCUCAUUCCAUGCAAUGAUUCAGCAAUGGCUUGUCAACACGCGCUGGUGAUCGCGAUCUAGACCUCUAUCUUAAACACUACACAAUUUACCACGAUAUUGAGUUAUCGACUUCCUUGAUCACUCACCAAAUGGUGUCUACCGUAGAAUUUCGCUUCCGCAAUCCGAACUGAUUCUUCAAAAGACCGUGAUCACUCUCCAUGCACAGGUCUACCAGAUAGUUUUGGCAGUAUCAGUAACCAGGUAGUCACUCAUCUAGCUGAUUCUGGAGCACGUUUCAAAAUAUGUACGGGAAGCGAUGUUAAGGAUGUCAUCCAGUCCGGACGCCUUUUUCCUCGCUGGAUACUUUUGUUACUGCUAUGAUAAUUCGUGCUACUUCGUCGGUACGGUACAGUCGACGAUAUCAUUGGAUCGUGUUCCGGGAAGAGCCCUUGCACGAUAACCUUCAGUUUAUCGGGGCUCAUUCCCAAGGUCGUCACCGGUCCUCUGAUCUCCGUCACCGAAACACGAUAUGAUUGUGUUGGUGCGUCUCUUAUCCCGCUCCACUGCCCAAGCAAUGAAAUCUCUCCUAAAGGCUACCGGUCUUUGUCCGAUCAGCUCUCCGGUAAGCCCAUUUAGCAUUCGAGGAAAGUGAUCUAACGUUCAACUAGGGGGUGCCGAUUUGUUAUCGGUAGGUACUCAACACGGCUCCGCAAAGAUCGUAACGUUGUCUCUAAUUUCUGUUGUCGACUGUCGCCAGUUUGAGGUUUAGUAGUCGUGUCGCCUCCAUCAUUUUUAGCUCUCCAUUACAUGUUUGUAUGCUGUGCAUAUGACACCUUUCGUCAUAUGGUCUUUCUUGACGUUCUUUGUGCAGAUCUUACACAUUGGUUGCUUCUCAUGUCUGUUACAAUGUGUCCCUUGUCCAUGAAUUUUUUACGCAGAUCCGAUCUGUUCAAAUCUCUGCUCGUUCUCAUCUGAUGACCGGAGCCAACUCUCCAACAGCUUGGUAACUCAAAAAACAAUCGUCAAUGAACGCACCGACCACCAGAAGUUGAUUCGACCUGUUUCCAACAGUUUUAUAGUUAUAGUCGAAGAAAGCUGUAUCGACUCCAUCUUCAUCCGGAUCACUAUUGGCGCAUCUCAUAAAACACUUUUCACCUCGGCUUCUGAAGUGAUCUUGUCCAGGUUCCGGAACUCCACCGUAUCAUGUUACGUAUGAUAGAGCCCUUACUUCCAUUUGCUUUCUCGCCUAACGACUUUUCGAUGAUCAUCUUAACGGUUAAGCUCUUGAUCGUAAGGUCCUUCUCCAAUUCGAACCACAUUCUCCUCCAACAGUUUUAACUCCGGUUCGCUUCUCACUUUGCGAAGGAGCUCAGCGUAUGCCAUUUGGUCAUUCACACCGAUGAUCAAUGCAUUACUCUUAAUUUUUUCGCUAUGAGGCUUGGGUAUCUGCUUUUUAUUCUUCUGCAUGUUCGGUUUCGCUUUGUGUUUUACGGCAUUGCGAUACCCAACAAUCAAUUUAGCUGGACAAUGGCUUGAACAGUUCUUGUUCAGCUUAUUCUCUCGGAUCAAAGGCUUGUUCAGCUUUGUUUGGUAACCACUUGCUUGCCUCAGAUUCUUGAUCGUUUUUUAAGGUUUUCUUUUUUUCCACAUGCUCAGAGGUCUCGCCGGCGGUAAAACAUGAUGAUGAGUUAUGUUCUAUCAAUGACCAUGCGGUAGACUUGGGUGCAACGCCCAAUUCCUACUUAGCAGAAGGCAAAGGAUUCUUCACAUUUUCCUUUCGACCAUGUCCAUAUGAGCCUGCCUAGUCCUAGUUUUCCGUUCUAAGUUUAUAACUGAUUCACUCUAGAAUAUCUAUCCGUCUUUCAAUUUCAUUGCUUUCGUUUCUCUUAGUCUUAAAUUUGCCGAAAAUUGCCAACAAAAUCGAUACAGUAGAAGAACAUUAAAUUUAAUGUUGAAAAAAACUUGAAAUAUAUCAUCCACCAACGAUUCUCUAAGCACUCGCUAUCGUAGCCAAGACUCCGUCAAUCUCACCAUGCAAACAAACAUACCGUAAGUAUACCAUUCAUUGAACAGUUC